UAGUAUAUUCCACUUACAAGCCGUCCAGCCUCAUAAACACCACUCGAUUCUAACCUCGCUCACCCGUUUCUCUAAUAAUAGUAAAAAUAAAAGACUCACUAGCCAAUAUGGACGCCGACCACAUCGACAAGCUCCUCGAGCGGUAUCUUCACUUACUGCACGAGUACACAGCCCUGAGAGACCAGCUCAGCAGUCUGCAAACAGGCAUGUACCAAACCAUCGCGCGCGCAAACUUCGCCGCCGAGCGCGGUUUGCGCUUCGGCCAAGACCACUACGACGAGCGCAUGCAAGCCAGCAGGAGAGUCAUGAUUUCCAAAGACGAUGACCAGGAGUCUUCGGUUCCUGUAUUCACCGUUACUGCGGAACCCAAGGAGCCAGAAAAAGAAGUUGUUACUGAUGAUAAAGCCGGUGACGUUGUUGGGGAAGAAGAGGAAGAGGAAAAGAAGGAGGUGGCCGUGCCUGAGGAGAAGAUACGCCGGAAGGACCCGCUGAGAUGGUUUGGACUGCUGACCCCCAUGGCCCUACGGCAAGCCCAGGCGCAGAGCAUCGAGGCGGUCGAGCAGGUCAUCCCGAGACUGGUCUCCGUCAACGCCGAGAUGGCACAGGUUGAGAUAGAGGUCCGCCGGGCUCGCAAGAAGCGUGCUAAGGCUGAGGCUGCUGCUGCUAAGAAGGAGCAGGAGGUUGGUCUUGGUGCGGAGGUUGCGGUAUGAUCUUAGUUUAUACUUAAUACGUACUUACUCACCUUUUGCACUAUCAUGCAAUAAUGGCUAUAAUCUAUAUCUAUAGAAUAGCUGCUUAAUACGACUAAUCAUGAU
This is a messenger RNA of Annulohypoxylon maeteangense, 815 nucleotides long. RefSeq lists its product as uncharacterized. NCBI's taxonomy places the organism in Eukaryota, Fungi, Ascomycota, Sordariomycetes, Xylariales, Hypoxylaceae. Gene Ontology annotation, biological process: vacuolar proton-transporting V-type ATPase complex assembly. Gene Ontology annotation, cellular component: Vma12-Vma22 assembly complex; extrinsic component of endoplasmic reticulum membrane. The transcript has a single exon. Bases 108 to 710 code for a protein of 200 amino acids. The record is from RefSeq and is a predicted model, not a curated record.